This is a messenger RNA of Hippopotamus amphibius kiboko, 1772 nucleotides long. RefSeq names its product myosin light chain 6 (gene MYL6). Gene Ontology annotation, molecular function: structural constituent of muscle; calcium ion binding. Gene Ontology annotation, cellular component: myosin II complex. NCBI's taxonomy places the organism in Eukaryota, Metazoa, Chordata, Mammalia, Artiodactyla, Hippopotamidae. Bases 102 to 719 code for a protein of 205 amino acids. The record is from RefSeq and is a predicted model, not a curated record. The transcript has 5 exons.
GUCCGCUGGGGUGACGUCAUCAGGACGUACUAAGAGCAGGGUUGGGCCAGGAACCGGAGCCAUUACUGCAGGAAAAGGUCCCGCAGAGCCGAGCCGUCAAGAUGUGUGACUUCACCGAGGACCAGACUGCGGAGUUCAAGGAGGCAUUCCAGCUGUUUGACCGAACAGGGGAUGGCAAGAUCCUAUACAGCCAGUGUGGGGACGUGAUGAGGGCCCUGGGCCAGAACCCCACCAACGCCGAGGUGCUCAAGGUCCUGGGGAACCCCAAGAGUGAUGAGAUGAACGUGAAGGUGCUGGACUUUGAGCACUUCCUGCCCAUGCUGCAGACGGUGGCUAAGAACAAGGACCAGGGCACCUAUGAGGACUACGUCGAAGGCCUUCGGGUGUUUGACAAAGAAGGGAACGGCACCGUCAUGGGUGCUGAAAUCCGGCAUGUCCUUGUCACCCUGGGUGAGAAGAUGACAGAGGAAGAAGUAGAGAUGCUGGUAGCAGGGCACGAGGACAGCAAUGGUUGUAUCAACUACGAAGGUGAGGGACGAACUGGGGUCUCCCGCAGGAAGCAGCCCUACGGGGCAGGUCAAGCACAGAAUCGGGGGCCUUCCCUGCCCCUGGAUUCAGGCUCCAAAAAGUGCCAAGAGGCAAGGGGCAAGGGCCUAGCGCAGCCCAGGAGUGGGAGGCCAGGGGAGUGCAACAGGAAAGGAAGGGCUCCUGUGGCGUGAAGAGUGGGAAAGGGACGGGACGUAAAAUAAAUGGAUGUCUCAUCCCUCACCGCCUGACCCCUGCACCCCAUGUCUGUGUCUUGUCUUCACCAUUCAUGUCUCUUCCUUCCUGCAGCGUUUGUGAGGCAUAUCCUGUCGGGGUGACGGGCCCAUGGGGCGGGUACGGCUCCCCCCAGCCCCCCUUCUCUCGUUGACCUCCCCAGGGGUUUCCUUGCCAGCCUUCGCUCUCUAGCCCCUGCCCUUCCCCUGCUACCACCCGACUUCCUCCUGGCAUGUCUCUGCAUGGAGCUGACCGGGGAGGGGAGGGGUUCCUCAAAGAGGAAGACAGCCUGGGGGUGUGGUACCUCCUCCUCUCCUUGUAUGGGCUCUGAGGUUUUGCUUCCAGGGCGCUGGUGUCUGGGAACUCACAUCAGCCUCUCCCAGUGUUGCUUCGUGGUGGCCCUUUGGUCCGGGAGCACGGGCGGCUCGCGUAAGAGGGUGGGUUGCCUGCCCCAUUGUGCUGCCGCAGCUGACGUCUCUUCCCCGUCCUUCUGCUGGGCAGCUUGGAGGUACCCUAACCCAAAACUCUGUCUCCCCCUCCCGCCAAUGGCUGACAGUAGCUGUAGGUGUAGUGGGGAACUCUUCGGCCUCUGCUGCGUUCCUGCUGCUCAGGGUGGGGUGGGGAACUAACAGCCGGUGGGAGGGGAGCUGGGGGCCGAGAGUACGGGUCAGACUCGGGGUGGCCCCUCUGCAAACUGACCCCAAGGUUGGUUGCUGUGGGCACGUUCCUUCUUAGGCUGCCUUUGUGGUCCUGUGGUCUCCUGGCCCCUAGUGGACCCCUCCCCUUGGCCUUGCUCCCUGGUUCACCCCCCUCUCCUUUCCACAGAGCUCGUCCGCAUGGUGCUGAACGGCUGAGGACCCUCCCAGUGUGUGCGGAGGCCGUGCCUGCCCUGUGGGAGACUGUGUGGCCCCAGAGGCCUCCUAGGUUCUCUUGUCACAGUACUUUCCCCAGGUUGUCUCUCUUGGGUGAUGUUUGCCAUCAGCAUUCACCAAAUAAACUUGCUCUCUGCCCUA